AUGCGCGUAUUUCCCGAUAUUCCCGUUACUUCAAAAGGAAACGAAACUAGAAUGGGAAAGGGCAAAGGCUCAUUCGAAUAUUGGGCUUGCAGAGUACCUAUUAAUAAAAUCGUGUUCGAAAUAGGCGGCGGAGGAAUGCGAAGAGAGACAGCAAAGGAAGCAUUGAGAUUAGCAUCAGAUAAGUUGCCCGUUAAGACGGAAUUUGUGGAAGUUGAAAAAAACUCGAGACUCGAAACUUCUAUAAAGUUAUUGGACAAAAAAGACAGUGCCAAGGAUAACUCGGUCAAAUCACAAGCGACUGUUUACACUUAA
Acaulospora colombiana is the source of this 312-nucleotide messenger RNA. The record is from the annotation of a GenBank genome assembly. NCBI's taxonomy places the organism in Eukaryota, Fungi, Glomeromycota, Glomeromycetes, Diversisporales, Acaulosporaceae.